Molecule: messenger RNA, 4458 nt
Organism: Melopsittacus undulatus (budgerigar)
Lineage: Eukaryota; Metazoa; Chordata; Aves; Psittaciformes; Psittaculidae
Gene: PPP6R3
Product: protein phosphatase 6 regulatory subunit 3
Exons: 25
Coding region: 397-3036 (879 amino acids)
Cellular component (GO): cytosol; nucleus
Molecular function (GO): protein phosphatase regulator activity; protein phosphatase binding
Source: RefSeq, a predicted model, not a curated record
GAGGGCUCCCAGGAGCUGAAAUGUCCGCCAUCUUGGAGCGUCGGUGAUGGUGGCAAGUGGUGGCUUUUCGGCCUGACCGGAGGCAGCCUGGGGCCUGUGGCGCGGGGACGUGCUUGCCGAGGAAGAAAUCUGCUUCAUUCACUCCUAAUUCAGUCCUGCUAAUCUGCUAAUACUGUAGACUGAAAAAUUUUUUGCUGUUGCCAGAAUCCCCUGUAAUGGGCAAGGAGCCUGAAAGAAUACCAAUCAUUGUUUUUUAACUUUAAAAAAAAUUUGUUUUACAGGACCUGGGCUCCUGUUGAAAAGUGACGGAAUAAUCUCUGGCCGGCACCUGCCAUGUUGAGGGAGCACCCCUAAAAGAGCUUGCCUGCGAGACAGUUUGUGAAAUAACGCAGUAACAUGUUUGCAGUAACCAGCAUGUUUUGGAAAUUUGACCUCCAUUCGUCAUCCCACAUAGAUACACUUCUAGAGAGAGAAGAUGUAACACUGAAGGAAUUGAUGGAUGAAGAGGAUGUUCUGCAAGAGUGCAAGGCUCAGAAUCGCAAACUUAUAGAUUUUCUGCUGAAGUUAGAAUGUUUGGAAGACUUAGUUUCAUUUAUUAUCGAAGAGCCACCCCAAGACAUGGAUGAACAAAUUCGAUAUAAAUAUCCAAAUAUAUCAUGUGAGCUGCUUACAUCAGAUGUCUCACAGAUAAAUGAUAGGCUGGGAGAAGAAGAAUCCUUACUUAUGAAACUGUACAGUUUCCUCCUGAAUGAAUCUCCUCUAAACCCUUUACUGGCCAGUUUCUUCAGCAAGGUGCUAAGUAUUCUAAUAAGCAGAAAACCAGAAGAGAUUGUGGAUUUUUUAAAGAAAAAACAUGAUUUUGUAGACCUCAUUAUUAAGCACAUAGGGACCUCUGCUAUCAUGGACUUGCUGCUCAGGCUACUGACUUGCAUAGAACCUCCACAGCCUCGGCAAGAAGUGUUAAAUUGGCUAAAUGAGGAGCGAAUCAUCCAGCGGCUUGUAGAAAUCGUACAUCCAUCUCAAGAUGAAGAUAGGCAUUCAAAUGCAUCACAGUCACUCUGUGAAAUUAUUCGUUUAAGCAGAGACCAGAUGUUACAAGUACAGAACAGUUCAGAACCGGAUCCACUGCUUGCAAGUCUAGAGAAGCAAGAAAUCAUAGAGCAGCUGCUAUCUAAUAUUUUUCAUAAAGAAAAAAAUGAAUCUGCAAUAGUCAGUGCAAUCCAAAUACUAUUGACCUUACUUGAGACAAGACGACAGACAUUUGAAGGCCAUAUAGAGAUCUGUCCUCCUGGCAUGAGCAAUUCAAAAUAUUCAGUCAAUAAAAGUGUUUUAGAAGCCAUAAAAGCACGACUUUCAUCCUUCCAUGAACUCCUACUUGAGCCUCCAAAAAAAAGUGUCAUGAAGACAACCUGGGGUGUGUUGGAUCCACCUGUGGGAAACACGCGUUUAAAUGUGAUUAGAUUAAUAUCUAGCCUUCUACAGACAAAUAUAAGCAGUGUGAAUCAGGAGCUUAUAGAGCUUAAUAGCAUAGGAGUAAUACUGGACAUGUUCUUUAAGUACACAUGGAAUAACUUUUUGCAUACGCAAGUAGAAAUCUGUAUUGCAUUGAUUCUUGCAAAUCCUCUUGAAAGCACAGAAAAUGGCACAAUUACAGAUCAGGAUUCCACUGGGGACAAUCUCUUGCUGAAACACCUCUUCCUUAAGUGCCAAUUAAUAGAACGAAUACUUGAAGCAUGGGAGAUGAAUGAGAAGAAACAGGCUGAAGGAGGAAGACGGUAUGGCUAUAUGGGUCAUCUGACACGGAUAGCAAACUGCAUUGUGCACAGUACAGAUAAGGGGCCAAACAGUACACAAGUUCAGCAGCUCAUUAAAGAGCUUCCAGAGGAGGUCAGAGAGCGAUGGGAGACAUUCUGCACAAACUCUUUAGGAGAAACUAACAAGAGGAAUACAGUGGACCUGGUUACUACCUGCCACAUUCAUUCUUCCAGUGAUGAUGAAAUUGACUUUAAAGAAACUGGCUUUUCGCAGGAUUCUUCUUUGCAGCAGGCCUUUUCUGAUUAUCAGAUGCAACAAAUGACGUCCAAUUUUAUUGACCAGUUUGGCUUCAACGAUGAGAAGUUUGCUGAUCAAGAUGACAUCGGCAAUGUUUCUUUUGAUCGGGUCUCAGACAUCAACUUUACCCUCAAUACAAAUGAAAGUGGCAAUAUAGCCUUGUUUGAGGCAUGCUGUAAGGAGCGGAUACAGCAGUUUGAUGAUGGUGGCUCUGAUGAAGAAGACAUUUGGGAAGAAAAACAUAUUGCAUUUACACCAGAGUCCCAGAGGCGUUCCAGUUCGGGCAGCACUGACAGUGAAGAAAGUACAGAUUCUGAAGAAGAGGAUGGAACAAAACAAGACUUGUUUGAAUCACACACCAAUACAGAGGACAAAAUGGAAGUAGACUUAAGUGAACCACCAAACUGGUCAGCUAACUUUGACGUGCCCAUGGAGACAGCACAUGGUGCCAGUCUGGAUUCUGUUGGGUCUGAUGUGUGGAGUACAGAAGAACCUAUGCCAGCAAAAGAAACUGGUUGGGUUUCCUUUUCCGAGUUUGCAUCCUCUUUGAGCUCAAAAGAUUCCUUAAGAAGUAAUUCUCCUGUGGAAAUGGAAACAAACACAGACCCAAUUGAUCCCUUGAGUGCAAAUGUAACUGCUCUUGCAACACACCUAGAGACCCCAGGAAGUGUUGCCAUGGAGGCCAGCUCAGAUGGAGAGGACGAUAUAGAAAAUGCAGACAAGGUAACUGAAACAGUAAUGAAUGGCAGCAUGAAGGAGACACUGAGCCUUACUGUAGAUGCUAAAACUGAAACAGCUGUUUUCAAAAGUGAGGAAGGAAAAUUGUCUACCUCGCAGGAAGCUUCUUGUAAAUAUGUAGUAGAAGAGAAUGCAGAGGUUACAGAAGAGGCGUCUUCAGCUCUGCAGCCUACUAACAGCAGUCCAGAACAGAGGACUGAUCAACACACCCAUUUAGGAGAGGCGUCUGUUAAUGGCCCUGUAUGAUAUGUGAUGUCUACUACCUUGGCUGAAGAAAAUGAACUGAUAUCCAGGUGUUUGAGUGUUUCUUUGAGGAUUUCAUCUAGACCCUGUUGAAGCCAGUCACUGCUGCACUAAUUUCGCAAGGGAUCAGGACCAGCAACAUUUAUAUUCUAGAUUUUAAGACAUUGUACAGAAAUUCAUAAGUGUAAAAAUAUUGCACAUUGAGAAAUACCAAUAAUUUUUGCGUAUGUUUAUAUUGUAUUGUUCUAAAUAAUGGGUGGCCUGUGAAAUAAGAUCCUGCUACCCACGUAAUGAUGACAGUAGUGUUACUAUAGUUAAAAUGGCUGUAAGAAUAGUUUUAUAAAAAAAGUGAAUACACAAAUCUAAUGUAUUUGAGACAUUACUAUUUGACAAUUAGUGUGACCAAAGUAUUUAGCAGUUUUCAUACAUUUUUCACCUUGUAAAAAGAAAAAAAUUAAUUCAUGUUUCUUCUGAAACUGAAAUGCCCUAUAAAUGUUAUUUUGGUUGGUUUAGCUUACAAAAGUGAUUUACAUAAGAAUUUUUUGGUGUUCAGCAUUUUACAACAGGUUUUUUAAUCAGUAAUUGUUUUCUGUAUUGUUCAGAACAGAUCAAAAAUGUAAGUCUAUUGGUAGAGAUUUUAAGUAUUUAUUGCUACAACUUAGUUGACAAAUUGAUGUUACUGUAAAGCCAUAUGUUCUGUUAAGUCUUGUUUGCUUGAAACAAUACCUUACAGGUGAAACACUAGAAUAUUUGAAGUGCACAUGGCUUGUUGUGUUUGUGAUUCACCUGCCUUUUAACCCAUUCACCAAGAUUUAGUUUAAUACCAAGCAUUAUACAAUGGAACAUUUCAGAACAAUCUGCGUAUUUAAAACGCUAUAAACCUUUUAGACAAGUCAAAUAAAUGAAAUAAAUGCCUGUGCUGCUAAUGCAAUUACAGUACAUGCAUUUUGAAAGUAUAUAGUGUUUUUAAUACAAAUUUUGGCAGCAGAGCAUGUUAAUUGUUAUUUUCACUGUACUGAUCUGUGUGAGGCUUUCAUUUGUAUGUUCUAACCAGUUUUUUCUCAGCUGGUUUGUGUAUAUAUAUAUAGUGAUUAUGGAAACUAAUUCUGUGUAAUUUAUAAUUUUCUAUGUCAGUGUAAAAUUCCAACAGCCUUCUCAAACAAACAGAAGCAAUAUAGUGUAUAUUGCCACCUUGUCUGGUGAAAGGGUUAAAGUACUUCACCUCCUGCACUUUCAGAUGCAAAUCAUUUUUUGUUUCUGUAAUAGUUUUAUUCAUUUAUUUUUUACAUCAUUUGUUUUCCUGACCAGUAUUUAAAGCCAAAAGGAUACUCUAAACAAUGGCCAAUGAUUUAUUUUAGAAGGCGUCCCAAGCAACGUGCCUAAACAUUACAUUGCAUACAGAAAUAAUAAAACAAACAAAAACUA